AUGGCCGACAAGAUGGAGAACCCUGAGGAGAAAAUCCAGGAGGGGCUCUACGACCGCAUCAUCAACAACCUGGUACCUCGUGGAGAUCGAGAAACAGAACGAGAAGACCGUGCUUGUGAGCGAGCUGUGGGAGAACUAUCGCAAGAACGCAGAAUUCCACCUGGCCAAGACGGGCGGGCUCGAGGGGCCAAUCGAGUAGCUGGCGACGGCCCCACCGCAUACAUUCUCUUACUUGUCGCUAUAGCUGGACUAUACUAA
Messenger RNA from Ogataea haglerorum, 258 nucleotides. RefSeq lists its product as uncharacterized. The transcript has 2 exons. NCBI's taxonomy places the organism in Eukaryota, Fungi, Ascomycota, Pichiomycetes, Pichiales, Pichiaceae. The record is from RefSeq and is a predicted model, not a curated record. Bases 1 to 258 code for a protein of 85 amino acids.